Camellia sinensis is the source of this 720-nucleotide messenger RNA. The record is from RefSeq and is a predicted model, not a curated record. NCBI's taxonomy places the organism in Eukaryota, Viridiplantae, Streptophyta, Magnoliopsida, Ericales, Theaceae.
AUGUCACCAACAGUCGAAAAUGCUAGGUGGAGACAUUUGGUUGAGCAGUUUGGUCUUAGUGUCCUUGUUGAUCACACAUAUCGACAUGGCAAUAGAGUGGCAAUAUCUGCCUUCGUGGAAAGGUGGCAUCUAGAGACAAAUACAUUUCACAUGCUAGAUGGUGAGAUUAUUAUCAUGUUGGAUGAUAUGAAAACCAUACUUAGCAUUCCAGUCACUGGCAAAGCUUUGUCAUGUUCUAAGUUAACAAGAUACGAGGCUGCUGAACUAGUGAGUUCUACUUUGGAAGUGCCAGUGAAUGAUGCAUUCGUAGAAUUAGUUCAAUCUUGUGGUCAAUUCGUGAAGCUGGAGUGGUUGAGAAUCAGAUUUCAUGAAGUUAAAGAUACAGAUGAUGCAAAUUUCAUAAAGUACGCAGCCAGAGCUUACUUGUUAUAUUUAUUAGGUUGUACCUUCUUCACUAACGAGAGUAGGACUCAAGUACCCGUUGCUGACCUGCACAUGUUGACUGACAUUGAUGUUAUUGGCUUAUAUGCAUGGGGUGCUGUAGCUUUGGCAUUCCUAUAUACACAAUUAGGACUUGCUAGUAGGGCUGGCGUUAAACAGAUUGUUGGUUACAUGAAGCUAUUAGAAUCUUGGAUUUAUAAGCAUUUUCGUUUAGGAAGGCCUCAUUCAAAUUUGUCGUAUUCUGAUGAACAACCUCGUGCCUAUCAGUGGAGUCCGUGA